Nezara viridula (southern green stink bug) is the source of this 216-nucleotide messenger RNA. NCBI's taxonomy places the organism in Eukaryota, Metazoa, Arthropoda, Insecta, Hemiptera, Pentatomidae. The record is from the annotation of a GenBank genome assembly.
AUGGAUCCUUCAAUAUUCAACCUUCAGCGAACGGUACCCGGAGGAGGCGAUGUUAGCCAUCAAGUAGGUGUCUCCAGGCGGAGGAAUAGUGCAGAAGAAGAGAUCCGGUUUGCCCUGGAUGGUAGCGGCCAUUCAGAGAAAAAGAAAAAAGUAGUUCCCAGCAGGGCCCAGUUUCAGGCGGUGGGAUACUCGGGAACUUCAUACAGUUCAACUUGA